This is a messenger RNA of Cephus cinctus (wheat stem sawfly), 2349 nucleotides long. RefSeq lists its product as uncharacterized. The record is from RefSeq and is a predicted model, not a curated record. The transcript has 4 exons. NCBI's taxonomy places the organism in Eukaryota, Metazoa, Arthropoda, Insecta, Hymenoptera, Cephidae. Bases 457 to 1257 code for a protein of 266 amino acids.
UGGGGUAGAGCGGGCUCAGGGCUAGUUCGAAAAGAGAGGUGCUUCGGCGCAGGCUAGACCUUGACCUACGGGGAGGUUUUCGCGCCGGCGUCGCUGACGUCCUCUCAUACCUUCAUAUACAUAUUCACAGCACUAAUACACCACAGCUGCUUUUGCGUACACCCUACCCAAUGUGUUUCGCCACAAUACCCCUCUCCGGUACCGUUACUCAUCCGAACUCCUGGUUGCGUACCACGCGCAAAGUAUCAGAACCACCCAACGGCUCGACUCUGAGUCUGCCAGGGGUAGAUUGGGAAAACCUCGGUAACGGUUCUCGCUGACGCGUCUCCAUCCCCUUCAGUAUACGCGAACCACCCUAGCGAGGACAGACGAUUCCGCUGUAGUCUCUCCCUUCGUCCUCGAGUAGUCGAGAAAAUCUCCAAAAAAGAGAACUACCAUGCAUCCGACAUCAAAAGCAUGCAGAAACCAUUGAGAGAGCUGGGCCGUCUAUGCCUGGGUACUAGCGGGCAAAACACAACGGAGCUGUGCUCGGAGGCACGUGGUGCACUGCCACUUCUUCAGGUAUGGCCCAGUGAAUCGCCAAGAGGAGAGGCCGAUGGUCAGGCUCAGGCAUUUGUCUUCCCCGAUGCCCAGGAAAGCGUCAACGACAGCGGUAUCGAAUCUAUUCAGGCGUCGCCGUCGCCAUGCGGCGUGGUCUGCAGCAGCUCAACAAAUACGCCUCUGCAGUCACGCAGACCUAGUCUACUUCAUCCGGAUCAUGCCCGGUUACAUCUUCAUCAUCUUCAUUAUCACCAUGUUAUUGCUGGUUCGAAAAGUCCACCCUCACCGGAUAGAACUUCCAUCGACGAGGAUCCACCUCCAGGACCACCUAGCCCUUCUAGCUCGACUACCAGCAGUCUUCGUUCUAUGCCGAGCUCCGCCAUGGCCUCCGUGCAUUCUCAGGAUAGAAGACGAAGUAGCAGGUACAGUGUCUUCGACGCCCUGGACUUGGAAUACGCUCUUCUUCGUGCCGCGGCACGUGGUUCGGUCGGACCUUACUCCAUGUCGGAGUCCUUGCACAAGCUAACCUUCACUCAGAGUCUGGCCUUUCCCGCCUUGGCGCGUGGCUUAGCAUCCAAACAAAGCGUGCCAACUCAACGACCUCAGCAACACUCAGAAAGCGGAAUGAACGCCUUCGCCAAGGUGGUUACCGCCCUUGUAUUAAUGUUAGUCAGCGUACUGGUAUUCGGUGUUGUGUAUAAGUUUGUGAGGACGUGAGGGUGGCUGCUGGUACCUGGCCACCAUACAGAAGCUUCACAGGAGUUUCACCGUGCCGAUAACCUGGGUCAGGAUGCCAGCGAUCCCUCCGAAGACGAUGCGUGAUCGCGACGCAAAGCGUCACUGUUAGGACGCUACGUGGUUCAUGAAUUAGAAUCUUAUAUAUAUCUGUAAUUAUUUCAGGGAGCGAUCGUAACGAUAUAUAUACAUAUAUGACGUUCAGAUAAGGAAAUUAAGGCUUAGGUAGAUCGUUUAUCAAUUAACUAUUCAUUAAGUGAUAAUCAACCAUUUUUUCCCAUCUACAUACACGCAUAUAUAUAUAUAUAUUUCACGGACCGGAUGUGGCUGCCAUAUCUGAAAAUUCCGGAAGUCACAUUCGCGCCACUAUGACUUAUACAAGUGCUUUAUUCUUCUCGAUGACAAUCGCUAAAAGCGUCCAUUGGAUAAUGAUAUUUUGUAAACAAUGAAAAUCGGCAAAUUUAUUGUCGAUAGGCUAGAUUAUAUAUUAAAAAAAAAAUUAAAAACUAUUAUAUCCUUGAUAUAUCAAACGUGCGCGUAUUAACGCGCGAUCCGUUGAAUUUUUCGAGAUUUCGCCGAAAAUCCAUUGGUUCGAUUAGACGAGAGUGAAAGUGUUAAGAAAAAAAAAGUCUAGAUGAAUUCACAAAUUCGAUAUUUCCUCAAAGGAAGUUAAUCUCGUCGUACAAGGACUACGUCUGUCCUGCACCUCGAUAUAUCGCGUACUUCAUACAUAUGUACCUACAUAUUGCUAUUUACGUAUAAUAAUAACAAUAAGUAAAAUUAUAGCUAUGACCUUGACGUUGCGCUUUUUUUAAAAAAAAAAGAAGCAACGAAUUUCUAUUAUAAUCAUAUAAAUUGUAUACACAACAAUUGUCGAUGUGCGCAACAAUGAUAUAAUCAAUGAUCGCAAACCCUUUAUCACGUUCUGUAUACUGUCUUAUUCAAGAGAAAGAAAGAUAUAAGAAAGAAGAUAUAUGUAUAUAUACUUUUGCGAUAUCAUCCGUUGGUUUUGACAAUAAUAAUAAAGUUCAUUUACUUGUGUCAAAAACGUUUAAGCCGUACCGUACCGAUUAC